Messenger RNA from Didymodactylos carnosus, 564 nucleotides. Lineage: Eukaryota; Metazoa; Rotifera; Eurotatoria; Philodinida; Philodinidae. The record is from the annotation of a GenBank genome assembly.
AUGGUGUACAAUGAAUCUUGUCAUCGCUAUCGCAAUUUGCAAUCAUCGAUUUUAAUUUGGUUAACUUUGAAUCCAGAUGAAACAAAAAUUCCAGAACUUCGAAAAAUAAUUAACUAUGCCAAAUUAUUUAAUGAUGUUGAUCUAUGUAACAAAUACAUUGAAAGUGUUGAGGACGAUGAUAAAAUUUAUGUCAUUUCAAACGUUCCUGAUUAUCAUUCGAAAAAAGCUCGAAUAUAUCCUUACAACACCGCAGAUGAAGAAUCUAGUAGAAAUUUCGAUGAAGCAAUUAAUGAUAUUAAAAAUGAUUAUAAUGUUCAACUAAAUCCAUUAGGAAUAAAUAUUUUCAAACAAUCAACUCAUUUGAAAUUGGGUAGUGAGUUUUUAUGGUUUCAGUUUGUUAUUGAAGAGCUAAUCGAUGUCGUCUACGAUCAGGAUAAAGCAAAGCAGGACUUAAUUGAAAUGUAUAAACAAUAUUUUAAUGGCAAUGUUCAACAAGAAGAAAAUAUACAAAAAUUUGAAAAUACGUAUCGAUCAGAAAAUGCUUUGCAAUGGUACAGUAGAUAA